UAUUUGAAAUAAAACAGGGGAAUAAUAUAGAAUGAAUAAAUGAGACUUUGAAUAACCUUUAUAUUCUUGUCUUCUCAAACUAAUUCUAGAAAAAAGUGAGUAUAAACAAAUAUAAUUUGAAUUCCUGAUUCUGUUUUUUCUUUAAUGAGAAAGGGAUUAUCUUUGCUAAAUAAGCAAUGAAUAUAAAGGACAUUGAAGAUAUCCUUCAGGAGGAAGACUACAACAUUCACCAUGAGCAGAUACAGUGAUUUUAAAAAAAGCUUUAAAAGGAAAUAAAGUGUAGUAAAUAUACUUUGUGUUUCCAAGAGUCAGUACUGGGUAAAUAUAUUAACAUCAAAAGGAAAUAAAUCUUUGAAUAAACUGAUUAGUAGCUUCUCAGCACUGAUUUGAAAUCCCAUUAUGUACAGGAGGCAACUUAGAGAAUUUGUAUCUUGAGUUAUCCUCUAUAAAAUUGGACCAAAUGUUUAGAAUAAUUUAACAUAAUAUAAUGAUUAAGCAAUAGAAAAUUAUAGUGUUAGGAAUAAACUUUAUAAAAGGCCAGCCCAAAGUGAUCAGUUUUAAAAAAAUCUAAAAUAAUUUGUCACUAUUAUUCUACAAAUAUGAUAUUUCUCAUAGUCAUAUACAUGAUAAUAUAGUUAGUACACUAGUACUUUCUCUUAGAUGUCUAUAUACAAGAUAAAACUCUUCAUGGAAUUCUGAUUUGUAAGACAAAACCACAUUUGAAGAGCUACCGCUCCGCUCACACACAAAAAAGGCAUUGUGAAAGACUUAAAAGCCCUCAAAGAAAAACAUGAACACAUACGGAGGAAUGAGGAAAGAAGCGAGGUAAGUAAAAUAGUAUGAACUCAAACGCACUUACAUUUUGAGCCACAGGAUGUCGUUGUUCUCCAAGAAUAUAUAUUUUUUUAACAGAAGAAAAUCAGCUUAUCCCCGGAUCAGAAAAAAGCUCCACUGUUCCGGUGCUUUAAAGACUAUAAACACAUCCCUAUUGUGAAGAUCACCUGGGACCUCAGCAGCAAGGAAUCAAAAGAAAGGUCUCAAACGGAUUACGUCUUUCUAGCCAUGAAAUAUUGUUUUACUAACCAAAAAAGAGGCAUGAUAUUAGUUGCCAGACCAGGUGGCCAAGGAGCCUGGCGCCUGCUGCUCUGGCUUCUGCUCCUCGCGUUCUGGGAGGCGGGGAGCGGCCAGCUCCGCUACUCGGUCCCCGAGGAGGCCAAGCACGGCACCUUCGUGGGCCGCGUCGCGCAGGACCUGGGGCUGGAGCUGGCGGAGCUGGUGCCGCGCCUGUUCCGGGUGGCGUCCAAGGACCGCGGGGACCUUCUGGAGGUGAAUCUGCAGAAUGGCAUUUUGUUUGUGAAUUCUCGGAUCGACCGGGAGGAGCUGUGCGGGCGGAGCGCGGAGUGCAGCAUCCACCUGGAGGUGAUCGUGGACAGGCCGCUGCAGGUGUUCCACGUGGAGGUGGAGGUGAAGGACAUUAACGACAACCCGCCGGUGUUCCCCGCGACACAAAAGAAUCUGUUUAUUUCCGAAACGAGGGCUCUUGACUCUCAUUUCUCACUAGAGGGCGCCUCGGACGCGGACGUGGGGACCCAACGCCCUGCUGACUUACAGACUGAGCCCCAGUGAGUAUUUCUCCCUGAAAGUACCAACCAACGAUGAGCAGGUAAAACCGCUCGAACUAGUAUUAAAGAAACCUUUAGACAGAGAGGUAGCUUCGG
Molecule: messenger RNA, 1718 nt
Organism: Microcebus murinus (gray mouse lemur)
Lineage: Eukaryota; Metazoa; Chordata; Mammalia; Primates; Cheirogaleidae
Source: RefSeq, a predicted model, not a curated record